Messenger RNA from Lasiosphaeria miniovina, 1011 nucleotides. RefSeq lists its product as uncharacterized. Lineage: Eukaryota; Fungi; Ascomycota; Sordariomycetes; Sordariales; Lasiosphaeriaceae. Bases 1 to 1011 code for a protein of 336 amino acids. The record is from RefSeq and is a predicted model, not a curated record. The transcript is spliced from 3 exons.
AUGUCUGGGCGAGAGCAGCUGAAUCCGGGGGAGCUGGCUCAAUGCGAUGCCAUGACGCGAACCCUCACGAUCCGCCGCCGAGCCCGACUAUGUGAGCGAGACAGCCUGCAGGAGCCGCCUCACAUCGAGGUGGCACGGGCUCUGUGGAAGAACAACAACUGCCACGGCGGUAACGACUACCGGAUCCCCCCCGACCCGAACCGCGACACGCAGCUGGUGUGGGAGCAGGGCUGCCGCGAGUUCACGGCGCUGAUGGGCCGGGCGGCGCAGGACGAGAUGGCGUGGUUCCACCGGACGACAACCUCGGGCACGGGCAGCGGCACGGGCACGGGCAGCGGCACGGGCACGGACGAGGAGCGACAGGCGCAGGUGGCGGGCGAGUUGGUGGUGGCGAUGCCUGCGACUUCGUGGGACUUCCACGUGUACCGCAUCGUGUACUUCGCGGGCAAGCUGGCGCGGUUCUACCAGAGCGAGUGGGAGGUGGUGGACGCGGGUUCGCGGGCCGUGGCGACGGCGCUCGAGGCGGAGCGCGUCAGCCUCGCCUUCUGGCUGGCGGUGCUGCUCGAUAGGCGGCAGCCGCACUGGCCGCGCGUGCGCAUCGUGGCGCAGCGGCUGCUGGGCGAGCUGGGCGACUUCGGCGGCAAGCUCGAGACGGUCAAGAACCGCUUCGACGGGCUGGUCGAGAUCGACGACCACUCGCUCCUCAUCGACGCGACGGUCAACGACAGUUUCCUGGGUGUCGUGCGGGAGACGGGCAGCCGGCCCGCGGCCAUCUUCCGCGUUGUGAUGGCCUGGGACGACGGCUUCGAGCAGCUGCCGCCCGUGGGCCUGGCAGACCUCCACCUGCCGCUUCUGCGGGCAGACACGGACACCAAGAACUGGGCCGUGUCCAGGAGGCAUAUCGACCGCACGGUGCCGGACUGGCUCAGCGCCAACUACACGAUCGCGUAUCGUGCCCAGCCCCGCGGCUUCAUGAGCUUGGUCAACCCAACGCUCUAUAUACGGAAGUGA